AUGACCGACCUCACAAUCACCCGCAUCGACGUCUUCCAGGCAACCCUCCCCUACUCCGGCGGCACCUACACCCUAUCCCGCAACCGCACAUACACCUCCUUCGACGCGACCUUCGUCCGCAUCACAACCUCAACCGGCCUCGAAGGCUGGGGCGAAAGCACCCCCUUCGGCAGCACCUACGUCGCCGCCCACGCGCUCGGCGUCCGCGCCGGCAUCGCCGAAAUAGCACCGCACCUCAUCGGCCUUGACCCGCGGCACGUCGACCGAAUCAACGAGGCCAUGGACGACGCCCUCGCAGGCCACGAGGCCGCCAAGGCCGCAAUCGACAUCGCCUGCUGGGACGUCUUCGGGAAGGCCGUGGGGAUGCCCGUGUGCGAUCUGCUCGGCGGGCGCACGGACGUUGGCCUGCCCAUCAUCUCGUCGAUCGGUGUUGGCACGCCGCAGGAGAUGCGCGCCAGGGUCGACGAGCACCGGAGGCGCGGGUACAUCGGGCGCUCGAUCAAGAUUGCGGGGGAGCCGGCGGCCGACGCAGCGAGUAUCGCCGCUGCGCUUGCGGAUCGGCAGGCUGGCGAGAUGUUCCUGGUUGAUGCGAACGGCGGCUUGACUGUUGAGAGCGCGCUGCGCAUGCUUCGGCUUCUCCCGGCUGGUUUGGACUUUAUUCUUGAGGCGCCCUGUGCGACGUGGCGCGAGUGUGUGAGUCUGCGGCGCCGCACAGACGUCCCCAUUUACUUUGAUGAGCUGGCCGUGACCGACGCCUCGAUCGUGCAGAUGAUGGCCGACGACGCGGUUGAGGGGGUCAACAUGAAGAUCUCGAAGACUGGUGGACUGACUAGAUGUCGUCGGGUGAGGGAUAUGUGCAUUGCGGCCGGGUAUACGUUUAGUGUGCAGGAUACGGUGGGCUCGGAUAUAUCGUUUGCGGCGAUUGUGCAUAUGGGGCAGACUGUGCCAGAAAGGUAUCUGAGGUGUAUUCUGGAGACGAGGGAUAUGGUUACGCUGAAGACGGCGGAUGGGCCGUUUGAGGUGGUGGAUGGGAGGGUCAAGGCGCCUGUGCUGCCGGGGUUGGGGAUUACUCCACGGAUGGAUGUUAUGGGGGAGGCUGUUGCUAGUUACUUUUGA
Aspergillus mulundensis is the source of this 1116-nucleotide messenger RNA. RefSeq names its product mandelate racemase/muconate lactonizing enzyme family protein. Bases 1 to 1116 code for a protein of 371 amino acids. NCBI's taxonomy places the organism in Eukaryota, Fungi, Ascomycota, Eurotiomycetes, Eurotiales, Aspergillaceae. The transcript has a single exon. The record is from RefSeq and is a predicted model, not a curated record.